UCUUCCUCCAGCCCACCUGUUUCAAAUGAAUGAUCAAAUUAGGCUUGAAUGCAGCCUGGUGAGGCAGCAUCUAUUAAAAUCAGACGUGCUCAAGCUGCAGAGCUAACCUACGGAGCCUGUCUUUGUAGGGGACCUCCUCAUUGUGCCUUCUUCUCAAAAGCUGGUUUCAACAUCAUUACUGGCAACAGUUGCAGGACCAGCCUUGGAUGCACAGACAUGGAUUUGCUGCUCAUAGUAGCUUUGCUCCUAAUGCAAACGAGGAUUGGGAGCAGAGCUGAAAAAGACUUUAUGUCAGUCACUUUACCAGGAUGGCAGGCGACUUCAGAUUAUGUUACUCAGUGCUUUGACAAAAGACAUGGGGCUGUGGUUUGCGACUGGACAAAAAGCCAAAAACCUGCUCUAAAUGGUUCAUCUGUGAAUAUUUUGGAGAGUCCUUCACUGGGCAUUGAGGGAAAGGCCUGUUUGGAGUUCUGGUUUCUGGUUCCAGUUGCAGCUACUGGGUCUGAGGUUACAGUUCAGCUGAAAAGCAAUAGUAGUUUGGAGAAAAUUUGGGUCUCCCCUAUGCUGCAUAGAAAUGCAUGGAGGCAAAUAUUGGUUGACAUGAAUGUCACUGAAAAAGACACUCAGGUUGUAUUUGAAGCCAUCCAACCAGUCUCCAUACAGGAUCAAACCACUUUGAGACAAAUGGGGGUGAGAAGAGGUUCAUGUGGAAACCAGUGUGACUCAGACACAGACUUGUGGCCUGAUUACAAUACUCAUUGCCUGUGUUCUGUUGGCACGCUCUUGUGCUUUCCAUCAAACUGCCCCAAAGGCCAAAUCUGUGGAUUUCAAACAGGAUCCGAUAGGUUUUUCACAUCAGGGAUUUGCACGAUACGUGAUCACUCAGAGUACAGCACCUUUGACGGCGUGAUGUUCCGGUCCAUGGCCCCUUGCAACUAUGUGCUGACUAAGUCUUGCACAGAACACAUGGAGAAGUUCAGUGUUGAGGUGGUCAAUGGGCAGAGUGGCAAUUCAUCAACACCAAUGGUCAAGGAGAUUGUUAUAACUUUAGGAAACAUCAAGGUGUCCCUGAUGGAAAGCCAGAGGGACAAAGUUGUGGUGAAUGGUGUCUGGAAGAGCCUUCCCCUCAGUAACACAAGCAUCAAUUUCCAAAUCCAAAGCAACUCUGCUGCUACAGUACUGGAAGCAAGUUUUGGCCUGUGGGUUUCCUACGACCAUGCUGGAGCAGUCAGUGUUGUCCUGCCAUCAAAUUUCUCUGAAGUGUGUGGACUGUGUGGCAACUUCAAUCACAUCCACAGAGAUGACUUCCUCAUGGCUAAUGGUACAAUGGCUGAAAAUGUCAUGGCUUUAACGGAGAGUUGGCAGACUGAAGAAAAUAACUCUUCCUGUGAAAGUACUUUGGUGUCUCCAAAGUGUGACCCACUGGAGGAGGAAGAAUAUGCCAGUGAAAUGUACUGUGGAAUACUUUUCUCUGGUGGUGGGCCUUUUGCUAACUGCUCAUCAGUUGUAAAAGCAGACAGCUACUUCAGGACCUGUGUCUCGAACCUGUGCUCUGCUCAUGGUGACCAAGCGGUGCUGUGUGAGACAUUACAAGUCUAUGCCACUGUUUGCCAGGAAGCUGGAGCUUCUCUCCCCAUGUGGAGGAAUUUGGUGUCUUGUCCCCUGAAAUGUGGCAGUAACAGUCACUACAAUGCCUGUGCUGAUGGUUGUCCAAACACAUGCUUCAGUCAGAAUAAAACUAGCUGUGGAAGCUGUGAGCAAAGGUGCGAGUGUGAUGCUGGCUUCAAACUCAGCGGCGAUAAGUGCACACCAGCUGAAGACUGUGGCUGCCUGUACGAUGGAAAAUACUAUGAGAAAGGAGAGCAGUUUGUGGGGGAAAACUGCAUGCAACAGUGCCAAUGCAAGGGUAAUGAUGUCCUGGAAUGCACAAAGAUGCAGUGUUCUAACAACGAAGUAUGUACACAAAUGGAUGGAGUCCGAGGCUGCUCCCCUUUCAAACAAACAACCUGCACUGUGUAUGGUGAUUCCCAUUAUAUCACCUUUGACAACUUGGCCUAUGACUUCCAAGGAGGCUGCAGUUACAUACUGACCACAACAUGCGGUGACACGCAAUCCGUGCACUUUACUGUGAUUGGCCAUACUGUGAAUCAUCCCCUUCAAAACGGCACCAGGUCAAACCUUGACAGCGUCUCUCUUCAAGUUGAUGACCUGAAGUGUACCUUGAAUCAAAGUGGCGAGGUCUAUGUACAUGACAACCUUAUCAAACUUCCACACUCUGUCAAUGGUACAUAUGGAGCAGUGUGGAUCUAUACGGAGGAAGAUCACAUCAUCUUGAAGGCAUCCUUUGGUUUAAAAGUCAUUAUUGAUGGGCAGGGCAGGCUAUUCCUGCAGGUGGAUGAGCACUACAAGUAUAAUCUCUGUGGUCUGUGCGGAACUUACUCUGGAUUGCAAAGUGAUGACUACUAUAUGCCAGGGGGGCAGGUUGCCAUUGAAGCGUCUGAAUUUGGAAACAGUUGGCGAGUGCAUAAUGAGUGCAUUGCGGCUCCUUCUCACCCCAGACAAUGUGAUGGUGAGAACAUUGCUUACAUGGAGUGUUCCAUGCUGUUAAAGGAUGAGUUUUCUGCCUGCCAUGAGCAUGUACACCCAAGUAUCUACCUCAAUAGUUGUGUUUAUGACUACUGCGCUACAAGUGGUGACCAGCGCACAUUAUGCGACUCUCUGAAGUCGUAUGCUGCAGCAUGCCAGCUUGCAGGGGUGAAGCUUCCAAACUGGGAGCCUGGAACAGCCUGUGAUGAACUUCUAACUCCAACUUCAAGCCCUUCAACUCCACAACAAACUAUCUGUCCAAUGAACUGUAAUUUCGAUGAAAAUCUUUGUGGAUGGGAACAAGUAAUCCAGGACAGUUGUGAUUGGACAAGACAUUCUGGCCCAACACACUCAAAUCUAACUGGUCCAAACCAAGAUCACACCUCUGGAGGUGGUUUCUACUUGUACCUUGAGACUAGUGGCGUCUCUCAGGGGACCUCUGCACGUUUGCUGAGCUCGCUGUGUUUCAAUAGUGGCCCCCUCUGCUUGAACUUCUGGUACUACUUGUAUGGCUCGGCUGUUGGCAUGUCCCUUAACAUCUACCUGCUGAGAGACAACAAAGCAGUCAAGCUUUGGUCUGUGGUUAACAACCAGGGACCAAAAUGGCAUCUGGGAAGUGUUGAUCUCAGGAUUUCUGGCUCUUUUCAAAUUAUUAUUGAAGGAGUCAGAGGUUCUUCUGAUCAGUCAGAUGUGGCACUGGAUGACAUCUCAAUAAGUCUUGGCACAUGCUCAGAAGUAACUUCAAGGCUUACAGAUGAAACUGCUCAAUCAACAACUCCAGACAUUAGACCAUCAUAUCCAAUUUGCAGUGUCAACUGUAGCUUUGAUGGCAGUCUAUGUAGUUGGAGUAAGACGGCCACAGAUUCUCUUGACUGGACAUGGAACAAUUACGCUCCCACUCAGAUCAUCGGCGGCACUUCUGAUCCCACAAGUGGUGGAAGUUAUCUCUGUAUUGAGGCUAAAGGCGUGGUACAUGGCAACGCAGCUCGUCUCAUUAGUCCAGAGUGUUCUGCCAUUGGACCUCACUGCCUACAAUUUUGGUACCGCAUGCAUGGGUCGGCUGAUCCAAUGGGCCUCGAUGUUUAUUUGCUCCAGAACCAAGCAACUGAGACAGUUUGGUGGAAAAGACACGACCAAGGCAAUAUGUGGCAUUUGGCUCAAGUGGACUUCUAUGCUACAACAAUGUUCCAGAUACUCAUUGAAGGGCAAAAGGAAUUCAAUGAUCAGUCGGUUGUGGCAAUAGAUGAAGUCAAUCUGCUUCAUCUUCCAUGCUCUGACUUGGGUAUGGCCAUUGAGGUCCUUCCUGUGGGAUACUCUAAUCCAACCGUACCACAGAGUGCACCUUCACUAACACUGUCUCCAAUGCACAAAUCCCCUACAAAAGAAGUGACCACACAUCCAGCUGAUGGAUGUCAGUUGAACUGCGACUUUGAGCAAGAUUUAUGCCAGUGGACUCAACAGCUUGACAUAUUUGAUUGGAAGAGGCACAGUGGCUCCACUCAAACUACUGUUCCAGCUUCAUAUAGCUCAAAACCAGGUGGCCACUACAUUUACAUUGAAGCAAAGAGUGUGCCAUUUGGAGAAACUGCUCGUCUUAUUAGUUCAGAAUGUUCUGCCACUGGACCACAUUGUCUGCAAUUCUGGUACUUGAUGGACAAUUCAGCUGGGGAAGUUGGGCUUGAUGUAUACUUGCUCAAGGAUGGAAACACUGAUGUGAUAUGGAGGAAGAGGGAGGGACAAGGCAUUGUGUGGCAUCUGGGUCAAGUGAACUUUAUAACAACUGGAACAUUUCAGAUAAUCAUUGAAGGCAGAGGUUCAGAUCAGUCGGUGGCCAUUGAUGACGUCGCUCUCCGUAGUGGGUUCUGUACAGAUUUGAAUGAACAAUCUGUGCAAUCCCUACAUCAUGUCAUGCAAAGUGCUGGCCCACCUCAAGUAAGCAUUGCUGGGAUGCCAAAACAACCCCACAAUUCUGCUGUGACGCUUGGAACAUCAAAAACUGCAAUUCAUCAUUAUCAACUUCAGCAAACGGUAGAGUUACAGUUGACGCCAAGACCCCAAAUUGCACAGACUCAACCUCCAACCACAAAGUGUAAUGAAACUGCCGUCCCACAUCAACCAACAACUGAACCAAAGUCUACAACGAAGCACAGACCUGAAAUGACUGUUCAACAAACUGUAAUCACAAAGGGUAAUGCAACAAUAUCCCUACAGCAACCUGUGAUGCCAAAUCCUAAAGCUACACCAAAAACCACUGCUCAACAACCUCAAAUAUAUUCCAACAAUGUAACUGCACCUUCAACUACCCCACCUCCAUCUAAUCAUGGUAAUGCACCACCAGCUACAGCAACAACUCCCCCACAGCCUGUGACCAAAGGGGGUCAACCAACAGUAAUCCCACAGCAACCUACAACUCCCAAGCCAGAAUCUAAACCUCAAAUUUCAGUUAAACAACCUCUUUCCAAUCGUAGCAAUACGCCAGUUGCCCCACAGCUACCUUCGAUCUCUCCACCACAAGCUACAGCAGCAACUCCCCCACAGCCUUCGACUACAAUGGGUAAUCCAACGGCAAUCCCGACGCAACCUACAACUCCCAAGCCAGGGUCUACACCUCUGAUCUCAGUUAAACAACCUCUGUCCAAUCGUAGCAAUACGCCCGUUGCCCCACAGCUACCUUCAACCUCUCCAUCACCAGCUACAGGAACAACUCCUUCACAGCCUUUGACUACAAUGGGUAAUCCAACGGCAAUCCCACAGCAACCUACAACUCCCAAGCCAGGGUCUACACCUCUGAUCUCAGUUAAACAACCUCUGUCCAAUCGUAGCAAUACGCCCGUUGCCCCACAGCUACCUUCGAUCUCUCCACCACAAGCUACAGCAGCAACUCCUUCACAGCCUUCGACUACAAUGGGUAAUCCAACGGCAAUCCCGACGCAACCUACAACUUCCAAGAAAGGGGAUACACAUCUGAUCUCAGUUCAGCAACCUCUGUCUAAUCGCAGCUUUACACCAGUUGUUCCACAGCUGCCUUCAAUAUCUCCAGCAACAACUCCCCCACAGCCUGUGACCACAAUGGGUAAUCCAACAGCAAUCCCACAGAAAUCCACAACUCCCAAGCCAGAAUCUACUCCUCAAAUUUCAGUUAAACAACCUCUGUCCAAUCGCAGCAAUACACCAGCUCUUCCACAGCUGCCUUCUUCUGCACCAGAAACUACAACUGGACAAGUUGUAACCACUGCCAGUAAUGCAACUGUAGCCCCACAACAAUUUACAACAUCUGCCCAUGUUUCCACAACUGGAAAUCUUCCUACAACUUCUACACCACAAUCUUCAGCUGUAUUGAGAACCACUGCUAAUCCACAACCUCUCAAUGCUACAGCUCUUCCACAUCUACAAUCAACAGCAACUCCACCAGAAUCCACAACUGUAACUCAACAAAAUGAAACUGUUCCACUACCUCUACCCACACAGGCUAAUGAGAAAGUGACUCCCAUUACAGAUGUACCAAAAUCUACUAUUGGAACCCAACCUCAAACUAGAGCUGGGCCACAGUCCGUUACAACAGCACCCCAGCUGUCUAUGACAAUGGCAAAACCAGAAUCUACAACAAGAGCUCAUUCUCAAAUCACAGCCAGACCACAACCUGGGACCACAAGACCUAAUACAACCACACAGCUGUAUACUUUCGCUACAUCAGAAUCUACAACUGGAACCCCAUCUUAUACCACAGCAAACCUUAAUGCAACAGCAGCACCACAGAUGUAUUCUACAGUAAUUUUCGAAUCUACAACUGGAACCCCAUCUUAUACCACAACUGAAACGCAAACUGCAAACCCUGCCAGUGCAACACCCUCACAGCUGUAUGCUACAUCUACUUCAGAAUCAGUAACUGGAACUCCAACUUAUACCACACCUAAGCCACAAACAACUAAUGUUGGCGAAGCAACAGUUGUCCCACAGUUCUCAAUGACAAAACCACAAUUUACAACUUUACCUCCAACCACUGCUGAGCCACAACCUGCAACCACCAAGGGUACUACUGUCUAUCAGGAGUUGACUACGUUAACAGCAUUGAAAUUCACAACUGAAACUCCAUCGCCAACUACAGCCAGGCCUGAACCUUCAACUGCACACAGUAAUGCAACAACCCCACAGCUACCCUCUACAACUACACCAGCUGCUACAACACCUGGGCUAAAACCUGUAACUUCUGCACACAUUAAUGAAACGAUGACACCUCAUCUAACAGCAACAGCUAAACCCAAACCUCAACUGCAAACUGUUUUUAUACCCCAAAGUAAAACAACCCAACAAACAUCAAAAGCUCCAACUUGUGCAAAGCACAGCCAUUACGCUACUUGCAUCCCACCAUGCAGUCCAACUUGCACACAUCUCAAUGGAUCACCAGGCUGCAGGGAAAAGAAAUGCAUCUCAGGAUGUGUCUGUGAUGAUGGUUUUGUACAGGAUGAACACGGUUGUGUUCCUGUACAGAAGUGUGGAUGUCAGGACACAAAUGGCUUCAGACACAAGUUCAAUGAAGUGUGGUAUACCAAUCACUGCAGUCAGAAAUGUGAAUGUGAAGAUGAGGAUGGUACUGGGAAAAUGGUUUGUGACUAUGAGGAAUGCGAGGAUGCCAUUUGCCUUCCAAAUGAGAUGGGCUAUUUCUGCCAGUCUACAGGUUUUAGUGAGUGCACCAUCCAGGGAGAUCCUGAAUACAGGACAUUUGAUGGAAUGAAGCAUGGCUUUGAGGGGAAACGCUCUUAUGUGCUUGUUAGGACAAAAAGCCUGCCUAAAAACAUUCCUCAAAUUUAUAUUGAGAUAAUAAAUUCAUGCACUAUUGAUAGUCAAAGUGAUGGUGACGAUGAUGAUAGCAGCAGUAGUGAAGAAGAUGGCAGCAGUGAUGGUGACUCUGAGCUUCAGAAAAUGCAACAAGUCAAGAUUCAAGUGUACAACCAUACUGUGGAGUUGAAGAAGAAUCGAAAAGUAUUUGUGGAUGGAAGUGGGGCUAAAACUCCUGUGUCACCAACCAGUGGUCUCACCAUCCAGGAGCAUUCUUCUAGAGUCUUCUUGAAGACGGAUUUUGGUCUCUCAGUGGAAUUCAAUGGACACUGCAAAACGGAAAUUACUUUGCCAACCAUAUACAGAAAAAAAGUUGAAGGCCUGUGUGGAAACUUUGAUGGCAGAAAGUGGAAUGACAAGGUAAAGCCAGAUGGAUCUACAGCAAAGAGCAUUGAAGAGUUUGGUGAAAGCUGGAGAGUUUAAGUUUUCAGAGGGAAUAAAGUGAGGCAUAAUAAAAUAACAUUUCUGGCCCCUAGCUUCAUGGAGGUUUACAAAUUGCUUGUUCUGAUGACUACAUCUUGUGCUGGAAUUAAACGAAAGUUGUGACUCAUAACUGAAGAUGUUGUGACGGUUAUUUACUUCCUGUUAGUGUCACAGUAAGAUCUUUGUUAAACCUAUGGGUUUAUUUUUCCCAAAAAGGUUUCAAAAGCUUUAAAGUUACUUAAACUACUUCUGUGCCAGCUUCAAUAACUGGAGCGUUUCCUACAAUUUACUCUUGUAUAGUUGGCUCUUUAAGUGUACAAAGCUUUGUUUUGUAAAUCUACUGUGACCUGAUGUGUGUUGUUGAAA
Molecule: messenger RNA, 8211 nt
Organism: Oryzias melastigma (Indian medaka)
Lineage: Eukaryota; Metazoa; Chordata; Actinopteri; Beloniformes; Adrianichthyidae
Product: zonadhesin
Exons: 30
Coding region: 49-7845 (2598 amino acids)
Cellular component (GO): membrane
Molecular function (GO): protein binding
Source: RefSeq, a predicted model, not a curated record